AAAAAAACCUACUGCUAUGUGUGUAGUUACAACAUCCGGGUACUUUCAGAGUCCUUAGAUACCGCGCGCACGCUGUAAACAUCAACAGGAUGAGAAGCUUUCACUUCACAGCGUAAAGAUGAUAUGGAGGGAACUAAAGGUCAUCUAAAGGAGAUUUGUCUGGAUCCAGAGAGGUUAAAGGAGAUCACUGGAUGUCUAUCAAAGAAUCAGAUUGCUGUAUGUGAAGACUAUAUGGACAUCACAAAGGGAAGUCUGGAUGAUAUUUCUCGACCGGCUUCCAGUGAUCGUUCUCACGCUGGCAGUCGAGAGUCUUUCUCUGAGAUGGGACACAGAUCUCUGGAGGUGCUCAGUCCUGAUGUCACUGAUACGAGGCAGAUUCAAGAGAGCACGCAUGAGAUGAGCGAUUGUGAAGAACACAAAUCUGAUCACGAUUCUGACGAGGAAGCUAAAGAUUCAGAGUUGGAAAAAGCCAUGAAGAAAAUGAAGAAACUGGAUGAGAUUCUGUCUCUUAAGGUUUCAGUGGAAAGGGAGGUGAAGAGGAAAAGCAGAGAGCUUCAUCAGAGACUCUGGCAGGAGCUACAGGCUGUUAGUCUCAGAGCGAGUCCAGAGAGCAGCGAUGAGAUGGACAACACCAGACGCUUUCUAUUAUUGACGCCUGAAAGGUUUGAGGAUUGCAGUGAAGAUGUGGAUUAUGUACCUGUGUUUGAAACUGAAGUUCUAGAAGAUUUAAACCUGAAAUCUCUGAAAGAAGAAAAUGCACAAAGCGAUAAGACUGAAUUAGGUCAGCAGGUGAUUGAAGAUCAGACUCCAGACAUCAGACAUGGAGCUGCUCAGAGCAAGCGCAGGCAAGAUUUUGUCAAGAAAAACAUUGAGCUGGCAGGAUCAUCAGUUCUGUUGACCAAUCAGGAGAGAGAGAGACUUGAGGAACUUCUCAAAGAUUUAGAAGAAGAUCAGAACAAUACAGAGCCAAUGAGUCGACGUGAGGUGUCUCUGUGUGCUGCUGUCUAUGGUGAAGGUUUCGGUCCAGAACUCCAACAUCUCCUCCAUAUUGACUCCAGACUGCAGCAGCUGCUUCCCGUCAAUGACUUCACGUCUGUGAGGAGCUCAUGGACCGAAGCCGGCUCAUCGCAGAGUUUAGAUGAGAUGAAGAUGGGAGACAGAGUCUUGUGGGACGUGAGAGAGAGACGAGAGCAAGAGAAACGUCUGCGAGAAAUCCAACAUCAGCUGCAGCUUCUGGAUGAGAUAGAGAAGAGUGAUCAAUUGAAGAAGCAAAAGUGCGUACGGCUGCUGAGACCCUGACGUGGCGCUGAACACAGCAGUGAGACACUGAUGAUGAUGAUGAUGAUGAUGAAGAACAGUUUCUGAUUUGUUUUUAAAUCACUUCAGGACUUUUGUGUGUGUUUUUGUUGGCCGUCCUCAAGUUGGAUAGUAGUUGUGCUAACAGGUUGAUUUAUUGUCAGGAAAUAUCCCAGAAAGAUCUAAAUGCAAACACUGAAUGAUGUCAGAUUUACUUUCUAACCACAGAGGGUGAAAACUCUCAGUUAUUAGAACUAAAUCAAAGUCCCAAAUUGUGCAAAUAUCAACUAAACAAGUCAAAUAUUAGUUUGACCUCUUGAGAUGAACGGUUUUAAAACUAAUCUGUCAUUUAAAAGCUGUGUGUGU
Molecule: messenger RNA, 1662 nt
Organism: Paramisgurnus dabryanus
Lineage: Eukaryota; Metazoa; Chordata; Actinopteri; Cypriniformes; Cobitidae
Gene: fsip1
Product: fibrous sheath interacting protein 1
Source: RefSeq, a predicted model, not a curated record